AGCUCAACAGAAGAGCAAUCCAAACCCAUCGAUCAGGAGCAAGAACAGGACACCUAUACAGAUUCUUCCCUUGAAUUUUGGAUUUCUGAGGUUGAAAAUGUCUACAGCAUUAGAGGUGACGGGAUACUUCAUGUGUUUGAUCGGCUGGGUUCUUACUGGCCUCGCUGUGGCAAAUGAUUACUGGAAGAUUUCUAGUAUUCAAGGCAAUGUGAUUGUUUCCAAUCGCCUCUAUGAGAACUUGUGGCACGCUUGUGGAGAGGACAGCACUGGAAAAGCCAACUGUCAAGACUUUCAAUCCAUGCUAGCUUUGCCAGUUCACAUUCAGGCUUGCCGGGCGUUAGUGAUCAUUGCCCUGCUCCUGGGGCUGGUUGGUUUAGUUUUAUCUACAAUGGGGCUGAACUGCAUUAAGAUUGGCUCAAAAACAGAUGAAUCAAAAGGCAAGAAUAUGUUCAUCGGUGGCAUUAUCUACCUGAUAGGAGGUCUUUGCACUAUGGUGGGUGUAUCUUGGUACGCUGCACGUGUUGUGCAAGAAUUCAAUGACCCAUUCUAUGGGGGUGUCAGGUUUGAGCUGGGCUCCGGGCUCUACAUCGGCUGGGCUGGAGCAGCGCUAUGCAUGUUGGGUGGUGGUUUCCAGUGCAGUGCCUAUCAAAGGUUCUCCAAAUCAAAAGAAAAAGGGGCAUACUACCCAGCUGGUAAACCACAGACCAUCUAUACCACAGCUCAAUCGAACGCAGAAACAUCCAAAGCCUACGUCUAAGAUUUCCCAUUUUAACAAGGCUGAACUGUUGUUACGUUGAUGUUUGUUUAACUCCAUUAUGUUUUUGCUACUUUUUUCAGUUAGUUAGGACUAUGUUGUGUUCACCAUAAUUGUAAAAAGUAAAUCAAUUUUCAUGGAUGCGGCACGUGCUGAAUAAAAUAUGCCCUCUGAUUCAAUA
Molecule: messenger RNA, 935 nt
Organism: Danio rerio (zebrafish)
Lineage: Eukaryota; Metazoa; Chordata; Actinopteri; Cypriniformes; Danionidae
Gene: cldn15la
Product: claudin 15-like a
Cellular component (GO): bicellular tight junction; membrane; plasma membrane
Molecular function (GO): structural molecule activity
Source: RefSeq, marked validated